AUGGUUGAAAAUGAAAGAAUAACAAGAGCAAAGGAAGAGAGAUGUGUUGAGUCAGAAAAUAAAGCCAAAUUAAAAGAGAUAAAUACCUUUAGGACAUUAUGUUUAUGA
Molecule: messenger RNA, 108 nt
Organism: Cavenderia fasciculata
Lineage: Eukaryota; Evosea; Eumycetozoa; Acytosteliales; Cavenderiaceae
Exons: 3
Coding region: 1-108 (35 amino acids)
Source: RefSeq, a predicted model, not a curated record